AUGCCUCAAUGGUCGCUCGAGGAUAUGGUAUCUAUGGACGGAAAGAUAGCCAUUGUGACAGGGGGAAAUGGAGGAAUUGGGUACCAUGCAACGAAAAAUCUCCUCAAAAAUGGCGCAAAGGUCUACAUGGCCUCUCGGGACUCGCCAAAGAGUCAUGAUGCCAUUCAAAGGCUCAAAGAAGAGACUGGAAAGGAUGCGAUAUACUUGCUGCCGAUCGACCUCUCCGACUUGCGAGGCGUCCGAAAGGCGGCCGAGGAAUAUCUCAGCAAAGAGUCCACACUCGACGUCUUGAUGAACAAUGCUGGCGUUAUGGCUGCACCCGUUGACCAACUUACAAAGGACGGAUACGACCUUCAGUUCGGAGUCAAUGUCCUUGCUCACUUUCAUCUUACGAUGCUCCUGCUCCCGGCCCUCCUCGCGACGCCAAACCCACGCGUGAUCAAUAUUUCUUCCCGUGGACACCUCAUGGCUCCAAGAGCAGGAUUCCUCUGGGACAAACUCAAAGGUCCCAAAAAGGGCUCCUGGAUUCCGGGCCUUGGCUUUAUCGAACGCUACCAAUUCUACGGUCAAAGCAAACUGGGUAAUAUACUGUUCUCUAAUGAACUCGCGCGUCGGUACGGAGACAAGGGUCUCAUAGCCAUCUCCGUUCACCCGGGUGUGAUCCAAACCGAGCUCGGUCGUAAUCAUAACAAUAUUAAUCGCUGGAUCUACUGGAACAUAGCUUAUCCUGUAGAGUAUGGAGCAUUGACCCAGCUCUAUGCGGCCAACACGCCGGAAGCAAAGGAGUUGUCCGGAAAGUAUCUGGAACCCGUCGCCAAAGUCACGGCGCCUUCGUCUCUUGCGACGGACCCAGAGCUAGCAAAGAAACUGUGGGAGUAUUGCGAGCAAGAGCUCAAAGACUAUUGA
Messenger RNA from Serendipita indica DSM 11827, 906 nucleotides. Lineage: Eukaryota; Fungi; Basidiomycota; Agaricomycetes; Sebacinales; Serendipitaceae. The record is from the annotation of a GenBank genome assembly.